AUGGAAUUAGAAACAGAAACCAAAGAAAAUGAGAAGAUACAAGAGAUUUUGCGUGACAUGGAUGACAGCCCACAUAUCCUCUACUAUACGAAAGAGCCCCUACACAUUCAUCGCCACGGUAGACGGAAGAAGGUGCUUAUUGUCUCAACGCCAUACCAUGUGUAUCUGAUCAAGGCGAAGGGAAUUUCCCUUUACACCAGAUGGCCCAACAAACUACUGGCCGUCAGCUCUACACAAAACAUAAUUUCCAUUGGAACUUUGGAUUUGUCGCAGGGGCAGCAGCUGCAGACGUUUACCCAGACUGCAGUCUCUGAGGAAAUUAGCAGGGACGUGGAGUUCAAGACGGUGCAACUGGAGUGUGCCUCUGUGCUGCAGGCGACAAACACGGAGCGGUGGCUUCAGAAACUCGCCGCGGACGCACGGUGGCGCACGGAACAGUUGAAAAAUUAUGAGAGUCAUCCUGCACAAAAUGGGGCGCAGGAAGCGAAUGAAAAAGAAGAUGAAUGGAGUGGUGCAGAAAGCGAAGGUAGCGACGAUUCCACUGGACCCCUAUGGGGACAAAAACAACAACAACUUCUCCCGCAGCGGCCACGAGAGGGAGAAACAAGCAGCCUGUUUCAAAAGGCCCCGUCAAGGUACCUUGCUGUGGCGUCACUGGUGGAUGGAGAGUUUACGGAUUAUACCGCGUUGAAGAAUGCAUACAUUCGCAAUGAGGAGGAUAUUCUACAGGGGGAUCUUGCAGCGUUUAUAAAGGAAAAUGAGGGCCAAGUGGAGAAACUUUGCGAGAGUCAUUAUCCGGCCUUCCUCCACGCAGCGCGACAGUGCUUUUUCAUUUCCGAAAAGGAUGCCGAGUUGGUAGGGCAGGAACUCGGCGGUGCCACCACACUCGCCCGUUCCUCGGUGAUGGAGAUGAAACGGGCGGCGGCCGAUCUUAAUUUAUCACGUUGUGUCAAGCAAAACGUUGCACAU
Molecule: messenger RNA, 969 nt
Organism: Trypanosoma cruzi
Lineage: Eukaryota; Euglenozoa; Kinetoplastea; Trypanosomatida; Trypanosomatidae
Exons: 1
Biological process (GO): exocytosis; Golgi to plasma membrane transport; intracellular protein transport
Cellular component (GO): exocyst; membrane
Source: RefSeq, a predicted model, not a curated record